Messenger RNA from Schistosoma guineensis, 4196 nucleotides. NCBI's taxonomy places the organism in Eukaryota, Metazoa, Platyhelminthes, Trematoda, Strigeidida, Schistosomatidae. The record is from the annotation of a GenBank genome assembly.
CGCUUUCAACGCGUGGGUAUUCAAACAAGCCUAAAUGCGCGGUCUGUUCAUUCUACGAGAGAAAAGUGGGGUUUUGUUUAGGAACAAUCCUGCAAAUAAUCCAAGAGGUGAAAUUCUUUCAAUAUGCUCUUCGAAAUCCGAUUCAACUGGUAACGGUAGAUCCACAAUAUCAAAUCAGAUAUCUGCUUAUCAUUUUUCUCCGGGCGGCUAUAAAUUAUACUUUGCAUUAAAUUCAGGUGAUUUAUACUGCUUGGACUUUGCGAAGAACUGGUAUCAAUUAAUAGCUUCGUUGAAUCGUGGUAUUACAUAUAUAUGUUUAUGCGAACCACGUGGAUAUGUCCUUCUGGGUUUGAAUGAUAACAGCAUCAGAAUCUUAGACGAGGGUAACAUUUUCGCCAUUUUCUGGUUUUCCUGUGGAAGAUGUGUUGCUAACUUGUUGCUUUGUUUCUCUUCAAUAUCAGGAUAUUUUUUGGAUGAAAAUCAUAUCAACGUACGAUAUUUGCUCAUUCAGAAGUGUAGUACCGUUGUCCUAUAUUCCCAUAUUAUCCAAAAACAAUCAAUCUAUGCCCCAGAAAAUAGUCAUAAUUUCGACUGAAAAUGAUAUGACUUGGUGGUUAAUCAUUACAAACAAUUCAAAUUUUUUUUGUCAAGUCCUAACUAUCUGAGUUUCACAACUUUGUGUUAUGUUUUGUGCACAUGAUUCCGUUAAGCUUUACUAUUCCUCAUUAUAUAAAGUGUAAAAUUGUGCAGCUUUCAAUAUUAAGUAUAAAUAUAUCCUUCAGGAAUGAUAUAUUUUCGAAUUAAAGUUGCAUAAUAUCGUGACAUGCCUUCAAAGAACCCAUAUUCCGGUGUAGUUCGAUCAGUUCAGUACUGAAUACGCGUAGCAGUAUUGUCUAAACGAUUUGAGCAAAAAUAGUGUAUCGCAUUAGCUAAAACGUGUUAGAUAUCUUAUCUCAGUAGCUUUUUGGACAAGGCUAUGGAGUGUACACUGGUUGGUACUACGUUUUUACAAUCAGCUGACUAACCUUCAGUAAAAUAAAACUUGUGUCUUGAAUUUGGCUUCUAACCACUAUCAGAAUAUUUAAUCAGUAUAUAAAAAGAAAGUAAUAUCGAUGAACUCGUGUACCGACAGAGACCAGAUAUUGUUACUUUGAACACCAGUGAAGCGAAAAGCGAAGUCUGUCCAUUUAUUACCAUUAUAUUUUAUCUUUAGAGUCCGGAAAAGAGAUUAGUUCUUUGAGUGGUCACACGUACAGAAUCUCUUAUAUAUCAGUUCAACCAGUUUCUGGUCGUUAUGGAUUAUCUACUGCCCUAAGUGAAACAAUAUUAUGGGAUCUCGACACUAGCACAUGUCGUUGCAGGUUACAUAUUGGCCAAAAAGUGAACAUGGUAUCAGUAACUUUCAUUCCACCUCGUGGUGAGCAAAUUGUAUCCUGUUUUCAAGAUGGAUCCAUUUAUGUUUGGAGUACAGAUUCUCUUCAGUGUUUGUUAAGGCUUAGUAACAGUGAUUAUCCGAAUCAACUGUAUAGAACAAUUACAUUUAGCAGCAAAGGUCGUUAUUUAUUUGCAGCUGGUCGUUCACCAUUUGUCUACUUAUGGGAUUUAAAAGGAUAUGUAAACUGUUUAAGUCAAGACAGUCCAGAUGUAGAUUAUUCCAAUUCAAAUAAUCGGUUUUUACGAGAGUUAAUUAAACUUCCUGAACCAAUUAAAUCAGUUCGUCGAAUUGAAUGGAUCCCUAAAUCUUGUUUGAUUGAUUUUAACCAAUUUUACCAUGAUUCUAUGAUAUGUGAUGAGUUAUCUGGUCUACUACUAUUACUUGGCACUGAUAAACGUUUACGUCUUUUGAUACGAACCCGCGAAAAUUCUAGAAAAUCAUUAGCUUGCACAGAAAAUUUGCCAAAGCAACAACUGUCAAAGAACUCAACUCCUAUCUAUUGGAAAUGCUUGUUUACAUUUGGAUGUGGCUCAUUAGAAGACCCACUCUUAUCAUCAUUUAGUUUACCGGCUUACAGUAUUUUAGAUCUCUCUGAUUGCCAGGGAAAGGAACGGAAUAAAUCUUUCAAUUGUCAUUCACUAUUGGCUAUUCUUGAUGAUCAUGGCUUAUUACACAUAAAUGAUCUUUCAAUAGUAAUAAGCUUCCUCAAUAGUUCAUCAAUACCUGUAAUUAAAGUGAAAAAUGAGAUUUCAAAUGAAAAGUCUUCUCUCAAGCACAUAGAAAACAAUACGAGAAACGACUUUCCAACUUUUAAAAUGUCUACAAGUUAUAAUAAACAUAUAUGUACAACAAAUCCAGGUCCAUUACACAAAAAAGACCCUACCAAUGGUUUUUUGGAUCGCAAACGUUUACGUUUAUUACUUAGAGAAUUUGGGAAAUUUCCAAAUAAAUAUCGGUUAUUCAUUUGGCGUUCCGUUUUGCAAAUCCCAUGUAAUACCCAAGCUUUUAGCAUUCUACAGAAGAAAGGUAUUCAUCCAGCUUAUGAUUUAUUAUCUACGCGAUAUCCUAUGCGGAGUCAAAGAUUGUUGAAAGCCCUGCAAAAAACUUGUUCGGCAUUGGCUUAUUGGUGUCCAUUGUUUGGUGAAACAGAUUGGUUACCGUUGUUUGUUUUUCCUUUUCUAAAAUUACAUCAGAAUAAUCUGUUGCAUGCAUUUGAAGUUGCAGCUACAGUACUGAUCAAUUGGUGCGGUACUUGGUUCGAAUUUUUCCCAAACCCCCCAAUUAAUAUUCUUUGCAUGAUUGAAAAUAUUAUCGCUUACGCGGAUCCAGAAUUGUAUCGUCAUUUUGUGCAAUAUAACAUUACGACCGAGAUUUAUGCUUGGCCGCUUCUGCAAACUGGUCUAAGUGAAGUAUUUAAUGAAGAUGAAUGGUUUUGUCUCUGGGAUUCAUUAAUAUGUUAUUCACCUAGUCUAUUACUUGCUGCGGUUGCAAGCUAUUCUAUCUGCGCUCGAGGACCACUUCUUAUGGUUCAGAAUACUGAUACAUUUGAAGCAUACUACCAUAGUCAAAGUACUUUACCAAUAUCAAAUAUUAUUGAGCGUGCUCAUCAAUUACUUACUUCAAUACCUUCAGAUAUACAUCCAGAAAAAUUGUUGUCUUCGCUUAUACAAACGGAUACUCAAAAUAAAAACAAAGAAAAUACUUGCCUAUCUUUUCAACCACUGACAAGUCCAUACUAUCCAAUAAUCACUCGUUAUCCUAAAUUCAUUGUAAAUUAUCAUAUACAAGAACGUGAACGUAUACGAGAGGAAGAAAAAGAAUAUCUCAGGCAAAAAGCUACGAUCGAAGAUAUGCAACGUCGAGCUCAAUUAAUGACGAAUGAAGAACACAAUUGGUAUCGCCAGCAGCAGUUACUUUUAGAUGCUGAGGACCAUCGAAGGACGUUAUUAGCUGAAGAAGAAAAUAAGCUACGUGAACAACGGAAAAGAUUAAGUGCAUUGAUUCGCGAAGUGAAAUUACAUGAAUUAAGCUUAGCUGAAGAAUCUCGUUGUCAUUUUAGACAACUCGAUAUUCGACGUCGCCAAUGUGAAUUAAACAAGUUAGAGCAAGAGUUAACUCGAUUGACUAAUUGCCGUAUCGAUGAAAUAGAUGCAGCUACUUACGCUGCAGAAUUAGCUGACUUACGGGAAAAACUACACCAGAGGCGUGCAGAAACUUUAGCUAUCAUAAAUGAGCAGCUACAAUCACGUGAUAGAAAUCAACCACCAAACAAAGAAUGUCUUUUUCUAACAAGCUCUCCAGAUACCAAUGAUUCAAUUACACAUGAUAGAUAUCUUGAGAGAAAUGUUAAUGAAGUUCAUUCACACAGUCCAGACUACGUGAAAACGUCAGUUGAUUCUGAUGUGGCAAAGUCAAACCUAAAACGUAACAGUUCGUAUAAUAAGUUCAACGCAAUAACAAUGUUCCCCUUUACUUCGACCAAACUCGGAACACAAACUGUCAAUUGAUCCCAGUAUGAAAUCUAUUCAUAUGCUACUCACUUUUGGAAAUUAUCAUGAAUGAUCAACAAACAUUUAUCUAUGUUUCAGUCAUUUCCAAACUUCGCUGUAUUCGAGACAGCAUUAAUAACUAAUAUUCUUGUUUCAAGUAUGUUAAUAUUUUCACACCAUAUUUACAUAUCGAUAUGUUCAUCAAUAACUCAAAUUGUUCGACGUUUCUCUAACCUCUUAAAAAUGUAUAAAUAUAAAUAGCUUUUUAAUUG